GGCUCCGGGAGACUCCGGCUCCGGGAGACUCCAGCCGCGGCUCCGGGAGACUCCGGCUCCGAGAGACUCCAGCCGCGGCUCCGGCUCGGGCCCGGCCCCGCUCGGGGAUGGCGGCGGCCCGGCGGGCGCGGGCGGGCGCUGGCGGCGCGGGGCCGGGGUUCGGGCGGGCGGCCGAGCCGGCGCCGGCGGUGCCGCAGGGGUUGCUGCGGUUGGCGCGGCGCAGCGGGCAGCUCAACCUGGCGGGACGCGGCCUCACCCACGUGCCCGAGCACGUGUGGAGGAUCAACCUGGACACACCAGAGGAAGCCCAGCAGAACCUGUCCUUCGGAGCUGCCGACCGCUGGUGGGAGCAGACGGACCUGACCAAGCUGAUCCUGGCCUCCAACAAGCUGCAGAGCCUCUCGGAGGAUGUGCAGCUGCUGCCUGCCCUCACCAUGCUGGAUGUGCAUGACAAUCAAUUGACAUCACUUCCUUCUGCUUUAGGGCAACUUGAAAAUCUCCAGAAACUCGAUGUCAGCCACAACAAACUGAGGAGCCUUCCCGAGGAGCUGCUGCAGCUGCCCCGUCUGAGGAGCCUCCUGGUGCAGCACAACGAGCUGAGCCAGCUGCCCGAGGGGCUGGGGCAGCUCCUCACCUUGGAGGAGCUGGAUGUGUCCAACAACCAGCUCACAGCCAUCCCCACCAGUUUUGCUCUGCUGGUGAAUUUGGUGCGGCUCAAUCUGGCCUGUAACCAGCUCAAGGAGCUGCCUGCAGAUCUCAGUGCCAUGAAAAGCUUGAGGCAACUGGAUUGUACCAAAAAUUACCUGGAAACGGUACCUCCUAAAUUAGCAACCAUGGCAUCCCUGGAGCAGCUGUACCUGAGGAAAAACAAACUGCGUUCCUUGCCAGAGUUUCCCUCCUGCAGGUUACUGAAGGAAUUACACGCUGGGGAGAAUCAGAUUGAAAUCCUGAAUGCAGAGAACCUGAAACAGCUGAGCUCCCUGUGCGUGCUGGAGCUCAGGGACAACAAGAUCAAGGCAGUGCCCGAGGAGAUCACGGUGCUUCAGAAGCUGGAGAGACUCGACCUGGCCAACAAUGACAUCAGUAGGUUGCCUUACACCCUGGGGAACCUCCCUCAGCUGAAAUUCCUGGCACUGGAGGGAAAUCCUUUGAGAACCAUUCGGAGAGACCUGCUGCAAAAAGGCACCCAGGAACUGCUGAAAUACCUGAGAAGCAAAAUCCAAGAUGAUGCUCCUGGCCCCAAUGAAGAGCCUCCUGUGACAGCCAUGACUCUUCCCAGCCAGUCCAAGGUCAACAUCCACGCCAUAACCACACUGAAAUUGCUGGAAUACAGUGACAAGCAGGCCGCAGAGAUCCCCGAGGCCGUGUUCGACGCCGUGGGCGCCAAUCCAGUGGCCACCGUGAACUUCAGCAAGAACCAGCUCAGGGAGAUCCCCCCAAGGCUGGUGGAGCUGAAAGACUCCGUUUGUGAUGUCAGCCUGGGCUUCAACAAAAUCUCCUCCAUUUCCUCAGAGCUGUGCCUGCUCCAGAAAUUAACACAUUUGGAUCUCAGAAACAAUGUUCUGACAGCCUUGCCUGAGGAAAUGGAGGCACUGAAAAGACUGCACACAAUAAAUCUUGCUUUUAAUAGGUUUAAGGUGUUUCCCAGUGUCCUGUAUCACCUCCCAGCCCUGGAGACCAUCCUGCUCAGCAACAACCAGGUGGGAUCCAUCGACCCCCUGCAGCUGAAGGCCAUGGACAAGCUGGGAACGCUGGACCUGCAGAACAAUGACCUCCUCCAGGUGCCCCCAGAGCUGGGCAACUGUGAGAACCUCAGGAGCCUGCUGCUGGAAGGGAACCCGUUCCGCACGCCCCGCGCCGCCGUGCUGGCCAAGGGCACGGCUGCCGUGCUGGAGUACCUGCGGAGCCGUAUUCCCACCUGAGCCCUGACCCUGGGCAUUGUUCCUGGGCCUGGGCACUGCUCCUGGGCCUAGGAACCCCUCCUGGGCAUGGGAACCCCUCCUGGGCAUGGGCACCCUUCCUGGGCCUGGGCAUUCCCUCCUGAGCCUGGGCAUUCCCUCCUGAGCUUGGCCGUUCCCACCUGAGCCCUGAGCCUGGCCUGGCAUUCCCUCCUGAGCCUGGCCUGGCCAAGGGCAGGGCUGCACUGCUGGAGCACCUGCAGAGCCACAUUCCAGCCCCACAGGAGCAGGCUGGUCCCCCCUGUCCCACCAGCAGCCCUGGGCUCCACUGCCCCCAUCCUUCUGCUCCUGGCUGGGAGUCUGCCCGGCCACGAGCCUUUGUUGCAGUGUUAAAAACCCAGGUGUGGAACAUGCCCUGCCCUCUGCAUGUUCCAGCAGGGAUUUCAGCAUCCCACCCUGUGUUUGCAAUAAAGGAGAGGAGGGAAAGCUGCCUUCAGCACAGCCACAGUGCUUCCUGCAGCUGAGCUGGGCUCUGGAGAGACUCAUCACCAUCAGAGCCUUGGGGCCAAAGGCAGAAGGGAGCACUGUGGGUUUUGUAUUCCUUUUUUAUCUUGUGUCACUGCUGUCCCCAGAAGUGCCCUGGUGUGAGUGAGGUGGAGUGCUUGAGCUGUGAGGGGGUGAGAGGUGCCCCAGGUGUGUGCAGGGCUCACCUGGGUCAGAGGGGCUGCUGCUGCAUGGAGACAAUAAAAUGUUCCCUUGGACAUCUGCUUUGGGUCCUUGAGCUGGAAUUGAGCUUUGUAGACAGGAGCACUGGGAACUUCUCUUCUUCAAACACCCUUCCAGUGGCCUGCAGGUGCUGCCUUAAACCGUGACAGUGCUGCCCUGUGGGCUCCACCACCUUCCAGAGCCUGGCCCCCCUUUCCAUGGGGAAAUUCCUGCUGCUGCCCACCCUGAGCCUCCCCUGCCCAGCCUGAGGCCGUUCCCUCUCCUCCUGUCCCUGUUCCUGGGAGCAGAUCCCAAAUCCCCCCGGCUGUCCCCUCCUGCCAGGGACUUGUGCAGAGCCAGAAAUUCCCCCUGAGCCUCCUUUGCUCCAGGCUGAGCUUUCCCAGCUCCCUCAGGGAUUCUCCAGCCCCUUCCCAGCUCCCUCAGGGAUUCUCCAGCCCCUUCCCAGCUCCCUCAGGGAUUCUCCAGCCCCUUCCCAGCUCCCUCAGGGAUUCUCCAGCCCUUUCCCAGCUCCCUCAGGGAUUCUCCAGCCCCUUCCCAGCUCCAUUCCCUGCCCUGGACACGCUCCAGCCCCUCAGGGUCUCUCAUGGGCACAGCUCUGGAGGUUCUGUAGCACAGCAGGAUUUUAUACAGGUCCACACUAAAGCUCUGAGGUUUUGAAUGUAUCCAGAUAAACAUGAAACACUCUGAGCUCACCUCAGCUCUCCAGGUGUGGGAAUUUCCUCCCAGCUGGAGCAGGGGUGGCUCAGGGGGUUCCAUCUCCCCCUGGUCCCCAAGGAGGGAGCAGGAGCUGGUCCUGGCUGCAGGGAAGUGGGAGGCACUGACCUGUCUGGGAAAGGGGUCUGGGGGAGUGGGAAUGGGAAGGGUGGGAUCUGUCCUGUGGGAAAUAGGUGGCAGUGCCAGUGUGCAGUGCCAGCAGGGGACACUGGAGCUCCAGGGACACUUCUGCAGCUCCUUGAUGCUGGAAUGCUGUUUCCCUCACCCCCUGCCCCCUUUUGUUUCUGUACAUUUUGUCCUUCAUGCAUUUGUCCUUUCAUGCAUUUGUCAUUUCAUCCAUUUGUCCUUUCAUCCAUUCCUUCCACACAUUUUGUCCUUUCAUCCAUUCCUUCCACACAUUUUGUCCUUUCAUCCAUUCCUUUCAUGCAUUUAUCCUUCCAUACAUUUGCAUUUCCAUACAUUUAUCCUUCCAUACAUUUUGUCCUUCCACUGUCCUCUCAUCCAUUUCUCCCAUCCAUUUCUCCUUCCAUGCAUUUGCCCCAAAAGUUACCAAACCUGAGUUUUCUUCCCCAUUUCCAUUGCUCCCUUUCCAUAUUUGAUGUCUCCCAGUGGCUGCAGCUGGACCAGGGGAGCCCCAGCUGGGAAUUCUCCAAUUUUCCAGGCUCAUUCCCAGCACUUCCCCACCCUCUGAAACCUCCUUUCUGCCAGAAAAAAAGAACAAAAAAAAAACCAAACCACCCGACAGCCUUACAAUAAGGUGACGUUUUUAUUAUUUAUACAAUAAAGAGACUUUUUAAUGUUAUUCAAAA
Poecile atricapillus (Black-capped chickadee) is the source of this 4147-nucleotide messenger RNA. RefSeq names its product leucine rich repeat containing 40 (gene LRRC40). Lineage: Eukaryota; Metazoa; Chordata; Aves; Passeriformes; Paridae. The record is from RefSeq and is a predicted model, not a curated record. Gene Ontology annotation, molecular function: protein binding. The transcript has 15 exons. The coding region runs from base 108 to 1922 and encodes 604 amino acids.